This is a messenger RNA of Rotaria socialis, 702 nucleotides long. The record is from the annotation of a GenBank genome assembly. NCBI's taxonomy places the organism in Eukaryota, Metazoa, Rotifera, Eurotatoria, Philodinida, Philodinidae.
AUGGUUACAUCUAGUAUAAUAGGAUUUAUGAAUGUCGAACUAAAACAACAUGCAAAUACAAAUUGGUGUCGUUGGCGUGGUUUUCUUAUUCAUGCUGUUCUUUGCAUACUCUACGAUUCAUAUGUUUUACAAGCAACAUUUCGAUUUUUUCGUGUUGUUUUCCCUCGGCGUAAAAUUUUACAUAAUUUUCCUGUCUACUGUCUUGUUAUACUUGUUGUAUCAUUAUUUGGUUUAAUCAGUAUAUCACCAGUUAUUAUCCGUGAUGAUGUUAUCUAUCUACCGUCGGAAUAUUAUUGUCAAACACCAUUUACAAACAUUCCUGGUAUAGUCUACAUAGCCGUUCGUCUUUUCUUUCUUCCCAUUGUAUUCAUCGCAAUAAUUUAUUUAUGUUUACUAAAUCAUAUUGGCCGUCAAGCAAAUUCGUUGCGCUAUAGACAUCGUCAUCGAUCGAGACAUAAUCGAAGAAAUCUAAAAGUCAUAAGACGACUUCUGCUCAUGUUAACUACGCUUAUUUUUCUUGGUUUGCCUUCAAUGAUAUUUUUAACUAUUUUAAUAUUAACUCGACAUCUUGUAUCGCUAACAUAUCGUAUCGGUUGGUUAUCUGUUUCAUUUUCACUUGUUUUUCUUGCCUAUAUGCUUAUACAACUUACUAGACCGUUAAGAAAAACAAUGAGAAGAUUGUUCCGUCGUGAAACAUCGUAG